AUGCCAUCCCCACUGAAGCAACUGGUUACAUUCACCAGCCAGACAGCGGGACUGGAAAAAACCCUCCGCCUUAUCCAGGCAGUCUCGCAAAUCGUCGGCGUAACCAGCGACGACAAAACCCUCUCGACGCAAUGUCUCGCGGCACGGGACCGAUUAGCCCUAGGCCGUCGCUACUUCCGUCUCCUGGACUUCUACGGCUGCUUUGAACGCGUCCAUGUCCUGUCUACAACCCCUUCCUCGGCAGGGGCUUUACUGGCCACCAUGGAGCUUGCGCAGUUUACCUUCUUGGGACUGUAUCUGUUUCUUGAGAACUUUACAAUUCUCCACGACAUGAACGUCGCCCGGGUGAACUGGUACCGCCCGCUCAUGACCGAGGCAAACAAGUUCUGGUUCUACGCUCUGGUAUUGUCUAUUCUUCGUAUGACGUGGUUGAUUUUCUUCCCUGUGGAGCCUGCUCCCACGGCAAAUGGUAAGGGUAAGGCAAAGACAGAGAAGACUGCAAGCCAGCCAAAGUGGCCCCUGGUGAAGAAGAUUAUCAUUGAUGGCUGUGACUUAACCCUGCCUGGGUCUUUUAUCGGGUGGGUUCCGGCUUCGGGAUUGCAAGUUGGUGCUGCGAUGGUUGUGAGUACGGUUCUGGUUGGGCAUAAUGUUUGGUUGGCGCAGCAGCAGAGACUCCGUUAG
Aspergillus puulaauensis is the source of this 681-nucleotide messenger RNA. Its product is annotated as PEX11 domain protein. The transcript is spliced from 3 exons. Bases 1 to 681 code for a protein of 226 amino acids. The record is from RefSeq and is a predicted model, not a curated record. Gene Ontology annotation, cellular component: peroxisomal membrane. Gene Ontology annotation, biological process: regulation of peroxisome size; peroxisome fission. NCBI's taxonomy places the organism in Eukaryota, Fungi, Ascomycota, Eurotiomycetes, Eurotiales, Aspergillaceae.